UUUUACUUUCGCUUUAAGUUUUGUAAAGGUUUGACGUCUGUUAGACAGUUAUAGUGUUACAGUUCGUGAGUUACUUCAGUUACCUAAGACAUUAUUGCGUUAGCUUAUAUAUGGAUCAAAUGUCAAUUUUAUAUUAGAAAAAACCUAUUGGCAGACGUGGACAAUGUGUUCAAUGAUGCAAUAACAUAAAAACGCAUAUAGAACUUGUAUAUUUUCGAUAAAUUUAUGUACAUGUUACACAUAGCACUACUAAAGUGUUUUCACUGAAGUUGGUAGGAAUAACAAUUCUAUGAUAUGUCAUAUCUGCGAAGUACUCAUUUAGUAGAGGGUAUUGGCGAUGAAGUGCUGUACGGAAUUGGUGCCUUUUUAGGAAUCCUUGUACCACUGGUUGUAUACAUAACGAACAGGGGCAGUGAAGGUGCCCAAAAUAUACACCCUGACAGUGAGGAAAAUGUUCGAUCUACCCGUGAGCAUGUUCAAGCCACCACAAGAGUUCGCACCAAUCCUGGUGAAAUAGACUGCCCAGUCUGUCUAGGAAAUACACAAUAUGGAAUAGAAACAAAUUGUGGUCACAUCUUUUGUGGUACCUGUAUCAUCACAUACUGGGAGCAUGGUACCUGGUUAGGAGCUGUAAGGUGUCCUGUAUGUCGUCAACAGGUUACUCUUCUGCUAGUCCAUUUUACUGACGAAGAGCAGAACCAACCAAGUGCAAGUAAAACAGAAAUUCUAAACAAGAUUGCUGAUUACAACAGGCGCUUUUCUGGAGAACCUAGGCCUUUGAUGGACUAUCUGAGAGACCUGCCGACUCUGCUUCGACACGCCUUACGUGAAUUUUUCUCUGUUGGCGGUCUAAUAUGGAUGUUUCGUCUUCGCAUCAUUGCUAUCUUCUUAGCUGCAUUACUCUACUUUAUUUCUCCAUUAGACAUUAUUCCAGAAGCAGUGUUUGGAAUCUUGGGGUUUCUAGAUGAUUUAUUUGUACUGCUUCUACUAGCUAUUUACAUCAGUAUUAUCUACAGAAAUUAUGUUCAGACGCGUGCAAAUGCAACCAGUUAAUGUUAUUUUCACUGAUAUAUGUAUAUGUAAUUAUAUGUAAUUAUUUGAUAUUAGUGAAUCAUCAGAGAAAUAAUUAAAAACUGUGAACUGUGAUAUGUCAAUUAACAGUUGAUAUAACAAUGUGGGCAGAAAAAGUAGUUUUGAAUUAGUCACAGGUGUAUACGUACUAUCCUUAAUAUCCUUGAAAUAUGUUUCUCAUAAAAAUAAUUUCAGACUAAUAUAGUAAAUAUUUUCCCCUCAAUAUGUAAUAAAAUUUUCAAGUUUUUCAUUGAAUUUUGAUAUAAUUGUUGUGUUAUGGCCAACCAUUUAACAAUAGUUUUCAUCUCUCUGAUCAUUAAAUGGACCAUUUCAUCUGAUUUUGUCAAAAGCUGUUUUAAAAAUAAGGAAAUGUGCCAAAAAGAUCAGUCCUUUGCAUUUUAAUACCCCUUGUAUGGUAGAUUAUGUUGACUGAUGUGAUUCUUAUGUAGGAUUAUGUGUAAUUUAGGUUUUUGUAACAUAUUCAUCACAGUUUAUCCAGUUAUCCCCAUACAGUUUGCCAGAACAGAUAAUAUUUUAGAAUAUUUUAUGAAUUUUGAUUUAAAGGGGUAUCUUCACAACUUUUGUCAAUUUCUAUCUUCUUAUUAUUUGCAAUGCUUUAAGAAUCAUUUAUAAUGAUAAAUCAAAAUUUGAGAGACAAUCGUAGAGUUAUAAGCAAGAUACUGGGCUCACAAUUCCAUGUCAUGUGAACAAGGCUUGUGCCCUGUUUUUGUUUACAUAGGUUCAAUAUACCAGUAAAAAAUCUUUUUCAAGCUGAUUUGUUGAUUUUUUUAUUCAUUUUAAGCAUACUAACACUUGAAAGGUCACUUCAACAUUCAAACACACAGCAAACAAUUUUAAGCUCUGUAAUUUGCUUAUAACUCAACGAAUGACACUCAUAUUUUGUAAGCCUAUGAAAAAUGUCUUACUGAAGCAUUGAAAACAUUAAAACUGGAAAAAUAAUUUUUGACCAAAAUCGUGUCCAUGACCAUUUAAAGUGAGAGGUUACUUACAGUUUUAAUAAAGAAGAACAGUUAUUUUAAAAUAUUUUUAGCUCACCUGAGCCAAAGGCUCUUAGCUUUUCUAAGAAAAAUUUGUUCAUUGUCUGUCAUCCUUGUUGUUGUUGUUGUUAUCAUAAUCUUUUCACACUUCCAUCUUCCAAAGAACUACUGUACCAAUUUGGCGCAAAGUAUUUAGAGGGAAGGGCUUUCAAGUCUAUUCAAAGGAAGGCCCAGUCUAGAGAUAAUAAGAAAAGAUUGAAAAUAGGGUUGGAUGUUUUCAAAAAUCUUCCCCAAAACAACUGAGCCAAUUUCAACUAAACUUGAUACAUUGUAUCAGUGGGAGAAGACCUUUUGAAUUAGUUCAAAUGAAGCGCCAUGUCCCCUUGCAAACAAUAGAUUGCAAUUGGUUUGCUGUCAUUGAUUACACCCUGUAAUCAUUUAUAGUCAUUUACAGUCUAUAAAACCAGUCUAUUAUUUUUCUCUAUCGGUAAAAUCAUUUACAUUAUUUUGUUGAAUGUUGUAUUUUUUAUGUAGAAUAUUUCUUUCUGUUAGGUGCACACACUGAAAUAAAUAAA
Magallana angulata is the source of this 2644-nucleotide messenger RNA. RefSeq names its product E3 ubiquitin-protein ligase RNF170-like. The transcript has 5 exons. Gene Ontology annotation, molecular function: ubiquitin protein ligase activity. The record is from RefSeq and is a predicted model, not a curated record. NCBI's taxonomy places the organism in Eukaryota, Metazoa, Mollusca, Bivalvia, Ostreida, Ostreidae. Bases 295 to 1053 code for a protein of 252 amino acids.